This is a messenger RNA of Lycium barbarum (goji berry), 1032 nucleotides long. Its product is annotated as agamous-like MADS-box protein AGL70. NCBI's taxonomy places the organism in Eukaryota, Viridiplantae, Streptophyta, Magnoliopsida, Solanales, Solanaceae. Gene Ontology annotation, cellular component: nucleus. Gene Ontology annotation, molecular function: DNA-binding transcription factor activity, RNA polymerase II-specific; RNA polymerase II cis-regulatory region sequence-specific DNA binding; protein dimerization activity. The coding region runs from base 170 to 766 and encodes 198 amino acids. The record is from RefSeq and is a predicted model, not a curated record. The transcript is spliced from 7 exons. Gene Ontology annotation, biological process: positive regulation of transcription by RNA polymerase II.
AAACAGAGAGCACUUGAAAUGAAAAAAUAAAAAUAGAAAAUGAGAGAGAGAAAUCAAGAAAAGAUGGACAGGGGACCCUUGAGAUUUGAAGUGGGGAGAGCAUAAAUUGUAAACUGUAUGAUAAAAAUAGGAAAAUUUGGAUUAGGGCUUUGCUUCGACUAAGCAGAUAAUGGGGAGAAAGAAGGUAGAAAUAAAGAGAAUCAAAGAGAAAAGCUGUAGGCAAGUUGCUUUUUGUAAAAGAAGGAAAGGUCUAUUGAAGAAAGCUAAAGAACUGUCUAUACUGUGCGAUGUUGAUGUUGCUGUUGUUAUCUUCUCCAACAAUGGCAAACUCUACGAAUUCUCCAACACUAACAGUCUGACAGGGAUCCUUCAACGAUAUGAAAGCCACGUCGAAGCUGAAAAAGAGAUCUCUGCAGAAAUCCUGGUGGAAGAGCACUCUAAAUACUCAAGGUUCAUGACAAUGGGAGAACUGUUACAAACAACAGAAAGGCAACUUGAGGAAACUAAUGCUGAUGGUCUCGCAGUGACUGAUCUUGUCCAUUUGGAAAACGAACUUCAAACUGCUCUAAUACAAGCCAGAUCUAGAAAGACACAUUUGAUGCUUGAAUCUGUUAAGGGUCUUCAUGAGAAGGAAAAUCUGCUGCUAGAGGAAAACAAACUUCUGGAGGAUAACAUAGCUAGGAUCAAGAAAAACGGAACAGUGAAUGAGAUGUCACCACCCCACAUAAUUUGUGGACAACAGAGAGUGACCCUCAAUUUUCUCUAGUGAUUAUCGUUUGUAUCUGUCAAAUAGCCUUGCCAGAGGCACCAGGGGAAUAACCUGCAAAGGUUAUGUGGUUCCUGUGUUUGGUAUCAUGUUGUACAUGAAAUUAGCAAAGUCAAGGUGUCUUAAAAAAUAAUUAACAAUAAUGUGCAGUUUCAAUAAAAUUAAUUGUUCAUCUGUAUGACCGUGUAAUUUAAAAGGUGAAGAUGAGCUUUGACCCUCAGGUUUGUGUUUUAUAUAUUCAGCGUUUUCAUUGCCUCCCUUAUUAA